UUGGUAGCAGUCAAGCGAGCUAUCGAGCGAGACUUCGAUUUUCUUUGAGCACAAAUUGAAAAAGUGAAUUCUUAAUUUAUUAUGACUGGUAAAAAAUUUUUAUUAAAGUGAAGGAUAAAGUGACAAAGUCUUUUCAGAAAAUGAUGUCCCAAUAUUACGAGCCUUACCAUCGCUGUGAGACACUUGCUGAAUUUAAUUUUUAUUUUGGUGGUGAUAAUGAAGAAGAUAUGGAUGAUGACGAUAAUUAUAUUUAUUGUUAUUGCAGCAGAGUAUAUAUAAAAGAUGGCCAGGACACAUACUUUGUGGACAAGGAGUAUGGAAGUGAAAGUGACAUUGAAGUCCUACGGGACUCCCAGUCUCAAGAUUUAGAGGACCACUCCCAUGUGCAUUUCUCUUUAGAUGCUUCUUAUAAAAAUAAAUGUGAGAGAGACGAUGUUGCAAGCUGCUAUUGCAGUGCAUCCCAUACUGAGAACUGCUGUUCAACAGAUGAACAUGAUGCAGGGCACACUCAUGGUACCAUGUCCCAUGCACUGCAGCCUAGUGACAGUGGUGCCGACCUUACAUACCAAGACUAUCAUUUUGAAGCUCAUGAUAAACUUGAACGAAUGGACGAAGACCUCCCAGAUUCCCCAGAAAACUAUUUAGCAGUUGAUACUUGGGAAAAGUUUUGGGCCAUUCACGGAGAAAGACUGAUAUGGGCUUCCUGGAUUAAAAAGUAUAGUGACUACAUCAACCCAGCCUACUUGGACGAAAAUAAUGACUUAGUCCUAGAUGAAAAUAACAUACCAAAGCAACGUUCAGUUGAUCAGAUUUAUAAGAAACAGAGUGAAACUAAUCACAAACUAGAAGACGAAGAAAUGAGGGAAAGAAAGUUCUCGUAUGAUUCAAAAGUAAAUCCGUACAAGAAGCGUAAUUCUCAAAAUCAAUCUGAUAAGGCUGAAAAAAAUAAUGAAUUAAAUAAAGAUGAAGCUUGGUUACCUAUAGCUAGGCGUCGAUCAUGUUCUGAACAUGAUAGAAUUUUAAGUCCGAGAACUGUCGAUGGUACGGACUCUAUGACUAAUGUUACCAGGCUGACUUUAUCUAGUUACGAUGUUACUUCCAGCCAUAUCACAUCAGAAUCCACACCCACUGACACUGACUACAGUGUAUCAUCAUCCUCGUCUGAUGACCCAUCUAAUGAUCAGACAAGGAUAGCAAACUUAGAAGAGAAGUACGAAAACACAGAAAUACCAACCGAUGAGUUAGAUCCUGAGCAGUACUGGCAAUAUUUGUGGAAGAAACAUUUCGGAGAACAGUACGCGUUGCAUUACGCACACUACACAGAACACCACACAGCUCAAACUAAAGAGGUACCAGCUAUACAGAUCGAAGUAGUACCAGAGCCAGCGAAAAUUGAAGAAAAGCUUUUGGAAAUAGAAUGCGAAAACAGUGAAGGAAAUUCUCAAGAGACACCUACAGUUAUUGAAAUACAAAAGCAAACUGAUCAGAUCUCUUUAGAGGACAAACCUAAAGCUGAAAAAAAGAAAAAGAAGAAUAAUAAUAAUAAGAAGAAAGAAAGCGGAAGGUACAUAACUUCUGUUGGUGUUUUGCUUCAGAAUUUAUUAAAGGAAGAACAGGCAAAGCAAUAUGACCUUACUGAUGCAGCUGAUAAAACAGAAAAUACUAAUGACACAGAUAAUACCCAAAAAGCUGAAAUGGAAGUAGUUGAUGGUACAAAUGUUUCAAGUAAUACUGUAAACAUGAAUAGCAAUAAUAACAAUUCAAAUUUGUAUUCCUGCGAUGGCGACGAUGAUCCACCGGAAGAUACGCCUGUGGUUUUAAAACGAAGCCAUGAACUUGAUGACGAAGAAGAUGUAGCUCAAGCUAAGAUAAAGAGCACCAUACAAAUGAUGGGAUUCUGUGUGGACACUGACAAAUUGCCUAAAGGCGAACUGAUUUAUAGGAAGCGGCCAGCCAAACUGCGCCCACCAAGGCUAAGGAAAAACAUGGGCAAUAAGAAAACUUAUUUCGAUGAUGAUGGCAAUCCAUGUCAGGUAAAAGAUUCCCCGGAUGAGAGGGAAAUGCAGACGGACGAUGACUGCACUGAACUGAAAUCUGGGGGAACGCCACGCCUCAUGUCCAAAGACCCGAGCUUGGAAGACGACACGGCGAAAUUGUCCGAAGCAGCGGCUGUUGCUUUACCUUGCGAUGCCGACGACGAUGACAAAGAACUGAAAACUGAAGGAUCUCAACACAGUAAUGCAGGCCGCCCCGAUUUUGUCCCGGCGCCAUUUCCCGAAGAUAACUCUCGCAUGCCAGCGGAGCUUAGAGACGACCCGAGAAUGCAUAAAUACUGGGAGAAAAGGCACUCCCUCUUCCACAGGUUCGACGAAGGCAUCAAGUUGGACCGCGAGAGCUGGUUCAGCGUGACCCCGGAGAACGUGGCGAGCCACAUAGCGAACAAGUUCCGCUAUGAUGUUGUCUUGGACGCGUUCUGCGGUGCCGGCGGCAACACUAUACAGUUCGCACGAACGUCCAACAAAGUAAUCGCGGUCGACAUCGACCCAUUGAAGAUUGAAAUGGCGAAACAAAACGCCAAAGUUUAUGGGGUUCUGGAUAAAAUUCAGUUCAUUGUCGGCGAUUUCUUUGAGUUAGCAUCCCAACUGAAGGCCGACAUGGUCUUCCUUAGUCCGCCGUGGGGAGGUCCAUCGUAUUCCAAACACAAAGAAUUUGACAUUGAAACUAUGCUUGAACCAAGGCCAGCUUCGGAGCUGAUGAGAGUGGCACGAACAAUAUCACCAAAUGUGGAACUGUAUAUUCCUAGAAACUCUCGGCCCGACCAGAUAAUAUCUCUUGCGAAAGAUGUGGGAAGUUCUGUUGAAAUAGAGCAGAGCUUCCUCGACAGGCGUUUUGUAGCCAUAACGGCGUAUUUUUUCUAAAUACAUACUAGUGUUGUGACUGUUAUCUUUAAGUAUUAUGUACCUAUAUGUAUUGUUACAUACUGCGACACGUUAAGAGCGUUUACAUGGCAUGGAAUGGGUUUUCAUAGAAACUUUCAAGUAAAACCAAUAUAUAUAAAGGUCUAAAAUAUUAAGUAGGUAUAUUUUACAAAGUAGUUUAGUCUGAUUCAGAAUCGACUCUUUUGCACCUACCUUCUGCUCUAACAGUAGCCUGGCCACUGUUAUUCUUUGAUUUGAUUCCCUCAAAAGACCUCCUUCCUGUA
Molecule: messenger RNA, 3202 nt
Organism: Spodoptera exigua (beet armyworm)
Lineage: Eukaryota; Metazoa; Arthropoda; Insecta; Lepidoptera; Noctuidae
Source: the annotation of a GenBank genome assembly